AUGGAAGCCAAAGUGCGUUUCCACGUGCGGCAAUAUCUGCGCGAGUGCGAGACGCGAGGCGCUUGUCCAGGCCACAUUACAAUCACCUCGCACUUGCGAGAAACGUAUGCGGAGUAUCAGCGUAAACCCCUGGCUGCACUGCGUAAAGUCGUGGCCAAAGUGCUGCAAACCACCACCACGCCGGUACAAUACAUCGAGACCAAUAACAGCGACAAUAAUAAUUGCACUAUCCAUCGUAACGACAAUAACAAUGACAAUACCAAUAACAUUGGCAGUAGCAUACCGAGUGUCGAUGCAAUGAAGCGGGCGCGCAGUGACGACGAGCCACUCGAACAAGCAGCAGCAACCGGAUCGACAAUUGGUGCUGGAAAUGCACUGAAUCGUGCCAUGCAACAGACGUACGCCCAUGCUGCUGCCGACAGAAAAGUGGUGAAAAAAGUGAAAAGUGGACGGCACAAGAUAAAAAAAGCAGUUUCGCACGAAGACCCACCGGACGUGGACGCGGUCGAGUCGGACGUUCGGUUCGUGGUCGAACGUCCAGGUGCUCGAUACAGUGACAUGGGCGGGAUUCAAGUCAUUUUGCAGGAAAUUCGGGAACUUAUCGAGUAUCCGUUGACCCAUCCUGAAAUUUACGUCCAUUUGGGUGUUGAGCCGCCUCGGGGCGUGCUGCUGCAUGGACCCCCUGGAACUGGCAAGUCGAUGCUGGCUCAUGCUAUUGCGGGCGAGUGUGGCGCGACGUUUUUGAAAAUCUCGGCUCCUGAAGUCGUGUCGGGCAUGUCGGGCGAGUCGGAGCAGAAAGUGAGGGCACUGUUUGAUGAAGCGAUUGCGUGCGCGCCGUCGAUUGUGUUUAUCGACGAGAUCGAUGCGAUCACGCCCAAGCGCGAGACAUCUGCGCGGGGGAUGGAAAAGCGCAUUGUUGCGCAGUUGUUGACGAGUAUUGACUCGUUGAGUUUGGAAAACACGGGGGGCAAACCAGUGGUGCUGAUUGGCGCGACGAACCGACCGGAUGCACUGGACUCGGCGUUGCGUCGCGCUGGACGGUUUGACCGUGAGAUUUGUCUUGGUAUUCCAGAUGAAGGAGCACGGGAGAAGAUUUUGCGUGUCUUGGCACGGAAAAUGACACUUGAGGGAGAUUUUGACUUUGCGACGCUCGCUCGUCGUACGCCGGGGUACGUUGGUGCGGAUCUGGUGUCGCUGACGAAGGAGGCGGCGGUGGGAGCCGUGAACCGCAUUUUCACGACGAUAAAUGAAGCGAACAAGGUGGCAGGAAAGAUUGAUGCUUCGAACGUGCUUGAUACGUCAGAGGCGUCGGGUACGAUUGUUGGCAAUGAGGUAAUGGAUGUGGAGAUGACUCCGGAUCAAGUGACGGAGCAGGGCGUUGACCAGACAAGGUCAGCAGCAGACGACCUGCGUGCUCAGGUGAAGCCGUUUACGGAAGCGCAGCUGGCCCCGCUUAGCAUCACAAUGGCUGAUUUCGAAGCUGCGAUUCCAAAGGUGCAGCCGAGUUCGAAACGAGAGGGUUUUGCUACAAUUCCGGAUGUCUCGUGGGACGACAUUGGUGCUUUGCGGGAGGUACGGGACGAGCUGUCUCUUGCUGUUCUGCAGCCUAUUGCGCACCCGGAAAGAUUUGCAGCUCUUGGUUUGUCUAUGCCUGCUGGUGUAUUGCUGUAUGGGCCACCCGGUUGUGGCAAAACAUUGCUGGCCAAAGCCAUCGCCCAUGAAAGUGGUGCUAACUUCAUCAGUAUCAAGGGACCCGAACUUCUGGACAAGUACGUUGGUGAGUCGGAGCGGUCCGUACGCCAGGUAUUCCAGCGCGCUCGAGCCUCGUCUCCCUGUGUGAUAUUUUUUGACGAGCUCGACGCUCUGGCGCCUCGACGCUCGGGUGGUUCCGGUGGUGAUGCUGGUGGCAACGGCGUCAGUGAGCGUGUCGUGAAUCAGUUGCUGACGGAAAUGGAUGGCUUGGACGGCCGUCGCAACGUCUUCGUGAUUGCUGCUACGAAUCGUCCGGAUAUUAUCGACUCUGCCAUGCUGCGGCCUGGUCGUCUCGAUAAGCUGCUUUAUGUGCCCCUGCCGGAAGCAUCGGAACGAUACCAGAUUCUGAAAACGAUCUCUGCAAAGUGUGCGAUAGCAUCGUCCGUCCAGCUCGAGGCGAUUGCCGCCGACUGUCGAUGCGAGGGCUUUAGUGGUGCCGAUCUCAGUGCUUUGGUUCGUGAGGCUGGCAUCACAGCUCUGCGUGAGACUGAUUUUUCAAAACUCGAGGCAGGUGCCACGACAAAGAUGGGAAUCGAACACCACCAUUUCAUAAGCGCGUUUGAUCGCGUUUUCCCGUCGGUGUCCCGUGCUGACCAGCGCAUGUUUGACCGGAUGAAGAAGAAUCUUCGGAAAUCGCGCUCUAGUAUGAUACCAAGCACGAACAGUGCUGCAGAACCAUUGAGCAAAGCUGUCGAGGAUGAAAGUGAGGUUGCACGGGGAGACAGUAGUGCGAAAGAUGAUGUUAGUAUGACUUAA
Messenger RNA from Peronospora matthiolae, 2508 nucleotides. The record is from the annotation of a GenBank genome assembly. Lineage: Eukaryota; Oomycota; Peronosporomycetes; Peronosporales; Peronosporaceae.